Messenger RNA from Paramecium primaurelia, 1633 nucleotides. NCBI's taxonomy places the organism in Eukaryota, Ciliophora, Oligohymenophorea, Peniculida, Parameciidae. The record is from the annotation of a GenBank genome assembly.
AUGUACACUUUGAAGAUAAGACUUGAACAUGGAUAAGAGAAUUUAUUAUAAACUUUACAUUGUAAUACAAAAUCAGAUUCUAAUGUUAUUAUUGCAAAUGUUUAAUAACAUUAAAAUAUAAUUAGAGAUCCAAUCUCUUCUAAUAGUGAAUAAUAAUUAGUAGAAGUUAUUGCUGCUGAAAAUGAGGGAAUAAAUAUAUUCUAAAGCAAAUAAGAAAUUAAAUCUAUGAUUUAAAGAGCUAGAAAUAAUUCUUCUGCUAAGGGAUUCAUUUAUUCAGAAUAUAAAAUAAAUAAACCACCUGAAUUGAAAUAAGAAAGAUUAAAACGUAUUUGGAUGAUAUCUAAAGGAUAGGAAUUCUUUGAUGAAGUAUAUGGUAAUAUUGAUCCUGGUUUAUAAUUUCUUAAAAAUGAUUGGUUUAUGGGUCCAUUUUAUAGUUAUGAUCCUAAUGAAGAAUUAUUACGUAAAAAUUAAGAAAAUCGUGAUUUGUAAAUUAAUUAAUCAUUAUGACAUUAUAUUGUAUUUAAAAUUUAACAUCAAAUGGAGGCAUUUUUUGAUUUCAGGUAACCAUUCCUAAUCUACUCUAGUUAUUUUGAUGAUCUAAGAAAAAUUUGUUCAAAGGAUACAUACAAAGAAAAAUUAAGGCUGUUUCUAUUUAAUCCAUAUAUGGAAUUAAAAGAGCAUCAAGAAACAGUAGAUCUCUUUAUUGAAUAUGUAUAAUGUUUCUCAUCUUAUAUAUAUAUAGGCUGAAUUAUCACAAGAAUAUGGAAUCACUUUUGAACAUAUGAUCAAUCAUAAUAUUGGUAUUAAAGAACCAUAAUUCUAUCAUUACUUUUUCAAUAAGCUUAAAGAAACAAAUUAUAGAAAAGCUCUUUAAUGUAUUUAAAUGGCUAAGCAGUAUAAUUUAUAUAUAUAAUUAUAAAAUAGAUUCUGCUACUCAAAUUUCGAGUAAAUUGAUAGUAUGAACAAAGAAUUGGAAAAUAUUCUACUCUUCUAAUUUGAGUCUUACUAUCAAUCUAAAAAUUGUUCCAAAAAAUAAAUUGAAGAUAAGCUCAAACAAUUUGAACUUAAAUUUUAUUAAUCUAAAAAUAAAAGAAUCUAAAUACAUAUAGAUGAAUAAUAUAGAAAACUUGAUCUUAAAGCUAUUAUUCAUGAAAUUGAAUCAUUUAAAGAAAAUAAAUGUAAUUACAAUUCAUCAAUACAAAUCCCUAUUUCAUAAUAAUACCAUUUAAAUCCAGAAGAAUCAGAUUAUUUCAAUAAUCAACUAGAAUAAAAAGAAUUCAAACUAAUCAAACCAAAAUUUCAAAAUAAUCGCAAUAAUCUUUAAAUAAUAACUCAAUCCCCUAAUUUCUCAAAUGAUAUAGCUCUAUCAGAAGAAAUCAAUAAACUAACUCCUAUAAGUUCCUCUUCUACAUCCAGUAGAUAUAUAUUUAAAUUAAAUAAUAAUUAUAAUAUAAAAUCUAACCAAUAAUAAAAAUUAAUCAUACCUAUACCCACUAUCAAUUAAUAAAUAAGUCCAUUAAAAUCAUUAAAUAGAAUGAAAUAUAAAAGCAUUUAAAAACUAAGACAAUUAAUUUUUGAAGAUAAUAUAUAAAGUUCUGUCAAAGAACCCUUAAAAUUUGAUUCACCUUAAUGA